CCGGUAGCCGAGCUGCGAGCCGCGCGGCGCUCACGGCGGGUGACUCCGGCAGCGGCAGUGGCGGCUGCGGUCGCCUCGCCGUGGGAAGCUACGGGGAUGCGCGUUUCCUCUGAAUGUCCAUUCAGCGGCGGCUCGAAGCGCGCUGCCCCGCUGCGGUAGGGAGCGGCGUUGGAGCAGUCACUCGCCAAAGACCCUCGGGACCCACUCAUUUCGGCCCCUGCAUCGUAGUGCCUUUACCCGACUCCAGAGGCGUGGAAGAGGAGCUGUACCCCCGGCGGGGCGAGGAACAUGGGGAGAGCGUCGGCCGCAGUCAGCGGUGGAGGGGCGCGCCGGUGGCUUUCUUGGCUGGGGCUCUGCUUCUGGGCAGCAGGGGCUGCGGCUGCCCGAGGAACCGACAACGGUGAAGUUCUUCCUGAUUCCAUCCCAUCAGCUCCAGGGACACUGCCUCAUUUCAUAGAGGAACCAGAUGAUGCUUACAUCAUCAAAAGUAACCCUAUUGCACUCAGGUGCAAAGCAAGGCCAGCCAUGCAGAUAUUCUUCAAGUGCAAUGGCGAGUGGGUCCAUCAAAAUGAGCACGUCUCUGAGGAGAGCCUGGAUGAGAGUUCAGGAUUGAAGGUCCGGGAGGUGUUCAUCAAUGUCACCAGGCAGCAGGUAGAGGACUUCCACGGGCCAGAGGACUACUGGUGCCAGUGUGUGGCAUGGAGCCACCUGGGUACCUCCAAGAGCAGGAAGGCCUCUGUGCGCAUAGCCUAUUUACGGAAAAACUUUGAACAAGAUCCACAAGGAAGGGAGGUUCCCAUUGAAGGCAUGAUAGUGCUCCACUGCCGUCCGCCGGAGGGCGUCCCUGCUGCCGAGGUGGAAUGGCUGAAAAAUGAAGAACCCAUUGACUCAGAACAAGAUGAGAACAUUGACACCAGGGCUGACCAUAACCUGAUCAUCAGGCAGGCACGACUCUCUGACUCAGGGAAUUAUACUUGCAUGGCAGCCAACAUAGUAGCCAAGAGGAGGAGCCUGUCAGCCACCGUGGUGGUCUAUGUGAAUGGAGGCUGGUCUUCCUGGACAGAGUGGUCAGCCUGCAAUGUUCGCUGUGGUAGAGGAUGGCAGAAACGUUCCCGGACCUGCACCAACCCAGCUCCUCUCAAUGGUGGGGCCUUUUGUGAGGGAAUGUCAGUGCAGAAAAUAACCUGCACUUCUCUUUGUCCUGUGGACGGAAGCUGGGAAGUAUGGAGUGAAUGGUCUGUCUGCAGUCCAGACUGUGAGCAUCUCCGGAUCCGGGAAUGCUCAGCACCACCCCCGAGAAAUGGGGGCAAAUUCUGUGAAGGUCUCAGCCAGGAAUCUGAAAACUGCACAGAUGGUCUCUGCACGCUAGAUAAAAAACCUCUUCAUGAAAUAAAACCCCAAAGCAUCGAGAAUGCCAGCGACAUUGCCCUGUACUCAGGCCUGGGUGCUGCAGUUGUGGCCGUUGCAGUCCUGGUCAUUGGUGUCACCCUGUAUAGACGGAGCCAGAGUGACUAUGGCGUGGACGUCAUUGACUCUUCUGCAUUGACAGGUGGCUUCCAGACCUUCAACUUCAAAACAGUCCGUCAAGGGCUGGGGAUGGAACCCAAGACCUCGUGCAUGCUAGGCAAGCACUCUGUCACUGAGCUACAUCCCCUGCCCUGUAACUCCCUGCUCCUGAAUUCUGCCAUGCAACCAGACCUGACAGUGAGCCGAACAUACAGUGGUCCCAUCUGUCUACAGGACCCACUGGACAAGGAACUCAUGACAGAGUCCUCCCUCUUCAACCCUUUGUCGGACAUCAAAGUCAAAGUGCAGAGCUCAUUCAUGGUUUCUCUGGGAGUGUCAGAGAGAGCCGAGUACCACGGCAAGAAUCACUCUGGGACAUUUCCCCAUGGAAACAACCGCAGCUUUAGUACAAUGCAUCACCGAAAUAAAACGCCAUACAUCCAAAAUCUGUCAUCACUCCCCACAAGGACAGAACUGAGGACAACUGGUGUCUUUGGCCAUUUAGGAGGGCGCCUAGUAAUGCCAAAUACAGGGGUGAGUUUACUCAUACCACAUGGUGCCAUUCCAGAGGAGAACUCUUGGGAGAUUUAUAUGUCCAUCAACCAAGGUGAACCCAGCCUGCAGUCAGAUGGGUCUGAGGUGCUCCUGAGUCCUGAAGUCACCUGUGGUCCUCCAGAUAUAAUAGUCACCACCCCCUUUGCGCUUACCAUUCCACACUGUGCGGACGUCAGUUCGGAGCACUGGAACAUCCAUUUGAAGAAGAGAACACAGCAGGGCAAAUGGGAGGAAGUAAUGUCCGUGGAGGAUGAAUCCACAUCCUGUUACUGCCUUUUAGACCCCUUUGCAUGCCAUGUGCUCCUUGAUAGCUUUGGGACCUACGCCCUCACAGGAGAGCCAAUCACAGAUUGUGCCGUGAAGCAGCUCAAGGUGGCGGUCUUUGGCUGCAUGUCCUGUAACUCCCUGGAUUACAACUUAAGAGUUUAUUGUGUGGACAAUACCCCUUGUGCAUUUCAGGAAGUGGUUUCAGAUGAAAGGCAUCAAGGUGGACAGCUACUGGAAGAACCAAAGUUGCUGCACUUCAAAGGGAAUACCUUCAGUCUUCAGAUCUCUGUCCUUGACAUCCCUCCAUUCCUCUGGAGAAUUAAACCAUUCACUGCAUGCCAGGAAGUCCCAUUCUCCCGCGUGUGGUGCAGUAACCGACAGCCCCUGCACUGUGCCUUCUCCCUGGAGCGCUACACGCCCACCACCACCCAGCUGUCCUGCAAAAUCUGCAUCCGGCAGCUCAAAGGCCAUGAACAGAUACUCCAAGUGCAGACAUCCAUCCUAGAGAGUGAAAGAGAAACCAUCACUUUCUUUGCACAAGAGGACAGCAGUUUCCCUGCACAGACUGGCCCCAAAGCCUUUAAAAUUCCCUACUCUAUCAGACAGCGGAUUUGUGCUACAUUUGAUACCCCAAAUGCCAAAGGCAAGGACUGGCAGAUGCUAGCGCAGAAAAACAGCAUCAACAGGAAUUUAUCUUAUUUUGCUACACAAAGCAGCCCCUCUGCUGUCAUUUUGAACCUGUGGGAAGCUCGUCAUCAGCAUGAUGGUGACCUUGACUCCCUGGCCUGUGCCCUUGAAGAGAUUGGGAGGACACACACGAAACUCUCAAACAUUACGGAAUCCCAGCUGGAUGAAGCAGACUUCAACUACAGCAGGCAGAAUGGACUCUAGUCCACUUCCUCUCAGGAGCAGAGGGAUGGCCAGCUUUGGGACUUUGGCUUUAAAUGGGAAAGAAAAAGGCAGCUCUCUGCCCAGUGGCAUUUGGGGAAUUCAGCUUUGUUUGUAAUCAGUGAGAUACCCUGGUUGAAGAAACUGAAUUUUCUAUAGGUAAAACAUGCCAGUAGAGCAAAGGACAAGCUCUCUUAGAUGUAAGAGGGUUUUAUUGUCUCCCCUGAAUCACACGCAGGUCAACACUGGAUGCCCUCCUCAGAUCUGGAGUGUCUAGGAUAGACAUGAGGGCAUAUUGAGACAAAAGUAGCUAUGGAGAGAGAUGAGCUACAAUAAAGCUGAAGGCAGAGAUUGAUUAAGUGCAUGUUUUGAAACAGGUUUUUAAUGAUGUGCCCCACAGGGCCAGCAGAUUCUGGUACCAGAUUGUCAGUUUUCUACCAACUGGCAUUUGUAAUGUCAGGAAUCAUUGUAAAACUGACUUUUAGAAGUAAAACAGGGUUGCCAACCCAUUUGUAUGACUUUUUCAACAUCAAAGAGGGCGUUUAGAUUCUAGAAUCUGAAUACACCACACCAGCACCAAUUUCCUGUCUAUACUAGCCACUGAACGGAGACAAGACCCAAAAGUCAGAUAGACGACGAACUAGUUCUCGUAGUGUACCUCACCUUCAUUUUUUCCCAGAGACAAAUCUACCCACUUCUCUCCUUCCUGAACUUCCAGAGUAGAGAGGUUUCAAGGAACAUAAUGAGAUUUUUGAACAUGGAAAUUUAUCUCUUCAAACUCAACCAAGUAGGAGUAUCUCUAUUCCCAGUUAAGCCAGACAAAUUGCAGAGUGCUGUUGGAACACAGCUUAUUACAUGGAUUCAGAGACAGGUCUGGUCAGGCCAGGUCCAAGGAAACAUGAACUGCAGAUGUCACGGACCUCAAAUAAGCUGUAAUUCUAAGAGGCAGGUGUUGAUCCAGUUCUCCAAUAUUUUUGUAACAAGGGAAUGAUGAGAUUUACUGCACUUUUCAAUCCAAGUUCUGGAAAGUUUCUUAACAUUUUGGUACCAUGCCAUCAUAGAAUCUCUCAGUAGGGCCACCUAGGUCACCCUCCUUUUGCCUCUUGAGAAAUUAGCAGACAGGCUUUGUCCUAGAUGAUAGCUGAAUAAAUAGACCUGAGGAAUACUUGUCCCAGAAACCACAUCCAUCAUUCAAGGAGCUUCAAGCUCAGCCUCACCAAGUACCCUUUCUCCAGUGAACCUUUAACAUGUGGCCACUGCUUUAUUUUUCUCUUUUAAAAUAGGAGGCAGUGGUAUUGUACAGAACUCAGAUUCAUCAACCAUUCAUCAUCCUCAUCUUAAUACUUUAUUCCAUCUUUUUUAUCCUCUUCAGUGGUUUUUGACAAGAUGCCUGGUAGACUACAGAUGAGCAGAUGCGCUCCAGCUCAUCUUCUGGUGUUUGUUUUCCUUAGCUGUCCACGAUCAAGACAACCAAAGUCAAGGACCUAGGUUAACCCCAAGGCAGCUAGUCAGCUACUUAGAGAUUGGCUACUUUAUUAAAAGUAGUCACGGAAUGGGGGAGGUGGGAAGUACUUGGCACUGGAGAUGCAAUCAAUUUUUUAAACACUUUUAUAGAUCCCUUGUUUAAAAAAAAAUGUUGUGAAUCUCCUCAUAAGUGGAAAAGACCUAAAGAAAGGUUGAGUUUAGGAUACCAUGGAUAAAGCAUUGAAGAACUCUGGAAUGUGUUGGCCAUUUUCUCUAAUGUGUGGUGUAUCUGGUCCCCUGUAUUAGAUAGAAGGCUUUGCCACAUGUAAUUCAAAAAGCAUCUUGCUUUUCUCAGGAACCAAAGGCUUAUUAUAUAGAACAAACAAAUCAUCUUAGAACUGUCAAGCAUAUUUUCAAACUACCAUAUCUAGAUCAGGAAAACACCACUUUGCUAGUAUGCUCAACUUGUUCAUUCCUUCUAGGGAAUAAUGGACAGCAUGGAAAUGUAAAUCACUUCACAUCGCUGGUAUAAUUUUUGAGAGAAAGAGGUGUUAAGUAGAUGUUCAAUUGCUCACAAUAAAAUUGAGUUCACUAGCAUGAUUGGCUGCAGAAGGAAUCUGCAUUAGCUGUUGAGUAAUAAAUUAUCUAAAACAUUGUAGAGCUUAUUCGAAUCUCCAUUUUGGAGGAUUUUAUUUUAAGUCAUUAUAAUUAGCCUUAUAAUGGUUUCAUCUAUUCUGUGAAUCCACACCAGAUCCUUUCUAGACUUUUUUUUUUUUUUUUUGCAUUUGAAAGCAGAAGUUUGGUUUCCCAUAGAACCUACUAGAUUAUUUUAAGAUGAGAUUAUUAAUCCCUAAAUCUGAAUUCUGUAAUAUCCUCGCAUGGGUUUGGUUGAUUUUAUUUUGUUCCCUUGUUUCUUUGGGUUUUCAGGAUUCUUUUUUUUUUUUUUUUGUAUUUUUUUGGGGGGAUGAAGGGAUGGUUUUUGUUUUGGUCUGGGUUAAUAAAUGCUUUUUAACAUCAAAUCACAUAAAAUAAUAGAGGAAGAAAUCGAGAGAUUCACCUUCAGUUUCAGCCCAAGUUUCAAGCAAUGCAUCUUUUAGUUCCUUUGGUUUCCUUUUUACAUUCUUCUCUUAGUUCUGCUAGGUUGCUACAGAAGAUUUCUGUAUAUGAAAGUCUGUGAUCAUUGCAUGUCAGCGUUGUGCCAUGUUUUACAAUGGAAUUUCAAAGAGAACCCAUGUUUGUGAGAUUUACAGACCAGGGUAUGAGUGUGGUGGGAGGGGGUCACCAAAGUCUCAGUGCCCACUUGAACUUGUGGUUAUUCACUUGUCCUAAACCCUGCUCUAUUUUACUGUUUGCCAGUCAUGACACAAAUGCCCCUCUUGAAAGAGAUUUACUCAUUAGUCCCAGCACUUAAUUUGGAAGUCUUACUCUCCUAGUACAAAAUGAAGCAGAAACUAAAAGUGGCCUUAAAUACUUCAUAGGUUACUUAAAAUUUUUACAAAAUAUCCCACUUAAUGCCAAACCUCCCAGUGUUCAAAGACAGUGAAGUCUUAAUUGUCAUGCUUUAAACAUGCCUUAAAAUUAUGCCACCAAAAUACUACAAUUCACAGCUUCACCAGACUGCAGUGCCAUCAAGUUAAUUUAUAGUCUUUACAACAUUGCUUGCGCAGUCUUACUGGUUUACAUUAAAAUCCUUUAAGCCAAAAGGAAGCUCGCUCAAUGGAUUUAAAUGCAAACUUCAUUUACCGGUGCAGGAAGUCUCAUAAAACUCAGAUGCACUCUCACAAAAAUUUUAUUGGCCUUUUUGUAAGAGAUGAAAAGGAAUUGACAACAGUUCUCUUUAAAGAGGGGAACUUUUUCUCUUUUUUAUUAUUUUUAUCUCCAACUGCAGAGGUGUUAUCCUUUGCCGUGGUCCCUGUAUUUUUCUUCCAGUUGGCUUGGAGAAGGAAUAUUAAAUCACUGAAACAGGGUUCUCUUUGGAUAAAAAAAAAAAAAAAAAGCUCUGGAUUUAUUGCAAUGAUUUUCCUUGAGAAAAAAAAAAUAUUUCUCAACAUCAGGAUUGAUAAGCAGAAUGUUAAAAUGUUGUGAUUGGUUUUCGAUAGUAUUCUCUAUUUGCCAAACUUCUGGCAAACUUACCUGUGAAAUUCAAAUCAUCAAAUCUUUUGAUAUGCUUUCAUUGUUUCCUCUUAGCUGUUUUCUCUUUGAUUUCUUAGUCUCUCUGCCCUCAAAUGUGUUGAAUGAUAUAGCUAUCAGAUGUAUCUAAGGUAAUGUUUUCUAAGGUCUCUGUUCCAACUCUGUGAAGGUCACAGGAAUCAGGAAGGAGCUGAGAAUCGUGCCUCUCUGGCCCAUUCUGUGGCCCAUUUUCAUUAUGUUUCCUCAUGAAACAUUGCAAAGUUUGAAUCCUUAGUAAUUCCCAUUGACUGGACUAGAGGUGACAGCCUUGACAAAUGGGAGAACAAUUUGUUGGCCUACAGAUGGUGACAAAAUUUUAUUAGCCCUUUGGUGUUUGUUGCCCUAGCGCUGUAUUUGAAAAUUGAUGCUUUAGCCAAAAGCUGAAUGGCCACCGUUUCUGUAGUUUCCACUGUUUUGUCUGCAUAGAAUUUUCCUGAACUAACAAGCAAAAACGUAUUUUGUCAAAUGUCACAAAAGUGAAAAUGUUACUAAUUUUAGACGUGUUGCAUAUUUUGUGUUUUUCCUUUCCAAACUCUUUUAAAAAGCUGCAGUUUCAAAGCUGUUUGGCUGUAUUGACAGCAUGUGGUGUUUUUUGCAAAAGCAAUUCUAGGAGAGCCAGUGUCUACCAUGGACUCCUCACAUCCCCACUGCAGGGUCAUCAACAAAAUCAAAAUGGCAAUUUGUAUGCUGUAAUUUUUCAAAAGAUAAAAGGGGAUGGAAACCAGACCUGGCUGUUAGUCACUAGUGUGUAGUACUGUGAUCUGAAGUAGGAAAUUUAACUCACAUAGAAUAAUUGUGGUUUUUGAAGCAGCUACUCAUUGCUUUUUCCUUUUGCUGUGAAGAUCAUGGACUUGGAAUGUCCUCAUGAGGUGGGCCUAAGACAGUAACAUUUAAACUUCAUGUCUUCAAACCCACCCUCCAUCUGAAUCCAAAGACAAAAAAAAAGACAGUAAGCUUCAUGGUUAGGCCUAAGCUUAAAAUUUCCUUCCCACCUCUAAUACUGAUUUGAUCAAGGGUUAUAUCCUUUCUUUUUUCCCAAAAAGUUUUAGCUUUGAAUUGCAGAAUAUAUCACUGAAUUUAGUAAUGUAGUUCUCUGUGUGAAUAGAAACAGGUAUCAAAAUUCUUUUACAAAAGGCAUAAUUACAAUGAAAACACCCUUUGGUCUCAAACUUUGCUGAACACUCAAAAAGUGUUUCACUUUUCUCAAGCAUUAUUUACACCCAAAUUCCAAAAUUGGACAAAGGAUGCAGUUUCCUUAAAAUGUAAACUCUAUAGUAGAGAUUUAAUUGUGGUUCUGGUGAAUCAUAAAAGGAGAGAUAAUAUUUGAAGAAGUUCAUAAGCAGAAUAUCAUUCCUCCUGACCCCUUCACUGAGACAUAGGCAUUACAAUCAGAAUUGGACUUAAUAGCCCCAGUGUUCCUCCUUAGCAAUCUCUGAUGGUGCUGAGGAGGGACCACCAGGAUGCAGCCAUCUAAGCCUCAUUAGAGAGUCCCUGAGCGUGAUCAAUCAGAAAUACUCCUUGAGGCUUAUUCUGGAUGUAGCCUGCUCUCAUUUGAAACUUCUCCCUAAGAAAUUGGGGAAACACUCAUACUGUCAGAAUUUUUGGUCAGAAAAGCAAUUUUCUCCUUUUCUUAACUGGAAUAAAGACUUAGAAUUCCCAUUGUUCCUAAUUGUAUCUGAUUGAUACACACGUUCCAUUAAGUCUUGACCUAGAAAUAUUGCAAACAUAAGCAGGUAGAGGGAAACUGGCCUCUCCUAAACCCAACUCGAAAACACAUCAGUAGUUGUUUACCUCCAUUUCUGUAUGGAAGAAUUUAAAACAGAUUUCAUUUUGUUCUGUUUAUUUUGGGAAGGUACAUGGGGGUGUUCUUCCCAGUGAUUCAUAUCUCAAACCCAUACCACUCUCAACUUUUAUUUGAUGUGUUCAAAGCCAAAAAAAAAAAAAUAAUAAAAA
Marmota monax (woodchuck) is the source of this 8802-nucleotide messenger RNA. RefSeq names its product unc-5 netrin receptor D (gene Unc5d). NCBI's taxonomy places the organism in Eukaryota, Metazoa, Chordata, Mammalia, Rodentia, Sciuridae. The transcript has 18 exons. Gene Ontology annotation, biological process: netrin-activated signaling pathway. The record is from RefSeq and is a predicted model, not a curated record. Gene Ontology annotation, cellular component: membrane. Gene Ontology annotation, molecular function: protein binding; netrin receptor activity. Bases 289 to 3219 code for a protein of 976 amino acids.